Molecule: messenger RNA, 478 nt
Organism: Mollisia scopiformis
Lineage: Eukaryota; Fungi; Ascomycota; Leotiomycetes; Helotiales; Mollisiaceae
Exons: 2
Coding region: 84-392 (102 amino acids)
Source: RefSeq, a predicted model, not a curated record
AGUUCAAUUAUGCGAAGGCAUUGGAGACGGCUGAGAUAAUUCGGGACUCAUCCUACUGAUGAUUUGAUGGAAUGGAGGUUUAGAUGUUGCUGAUAUCCGAGAUGGGAUUGUUGUGGUCGUCCGUGUAUUUCUUUCAGGCAUGUGUGUUAGCUCCUUUCUUAUGUCUUCGUACCCUCAAGUCUCAACUACUUCAAAUUCUAUACAACAGAUUUCUGCCCCACACAAAGAAAACCUGUUCGCUUGCAUUCACUAAAAAAAUGUAUCACAGGCGCAAUUUGACAUACAAAUUUUGCCCGUCUGAAUGGCGUCCUGAUUUAGCGGUAUCUCUGUGCACUGACAACGAGCGAUGGAAAAUAUUGAAUGCACUGGAGAGCUUCACCUCUCAUGAUUGAAGCCUAAAUGUUUUUUCUCAUAUGAUAGAGCAGAAAAAUGGAAAGAGUUUUGCCAAGGAUAAAGUACAUUGGAAUGUUCAACGUCU